AUGGAAGGUGGAAGAGUGUCACUGUUCAACUGUGUUCCUGGCCUUGAUUUUACUGUUACUGCUACAAAUCAAGCAUCAGCAGCUAUUGACUUGGUUUGCCAACAAGAAGGAAGGUUCAAACUUGUGAUGGCUAAGGCUAACAUGCCUGGCAUGAACAGCAUUUCUUUCCUCAAUACACUACUUCUGAAGCAUAUCACUGUCAUCUUUAUAUCCUCUGGACAAGAUGAUGGCGGAGCCAAGGCGGCUUUUGAUAAAGGAUCAUGUUAUCUCCUACAGGAACCAAUCCAAUCUGUGGAUCUCAUAUCUCUGUGGCAACAAGUUUAUAACUCAAAUAAUAGGAACUCAGCACAAGAGAAUCACGCUGCAAAAUCCAAACAAAAGGUGCUUGAAUCAAGUGAAAAUCAAGACAAAACACGCCAUGAUGUUAGAGUCAAGAAGAAAGGGAAGAGAGGAUUUAACUCAAACCAGGUGAAAUUAGACAACAAUAAUCAUGCUGCAGAGAAGGAGGGAGAGGAAACAAGCGAACAUAAUAACAAUCGAUUCCCCUGGAAAAAGCCACGUAUUUCUUGGACUUCGGAUCUGCAUCAUAAAUUUGUACAGGCCAUAAGUGUUCUGGGAGAGAACAAUAUUCGUCCAAAAUUGAUACAAGAGAUUAUGAAUGUUCCCUACCUGACAUGUCGCCACAUUGCUAGCCAUCUACAGAAAUUCAAAUCUCAAGGAAGACAUCUUCAGGAUAAGUGCAACAUUGAUUUACUUCCAGGGUGUAAAUCAUCAAACUUCAGAGAGGGAAGCGAGUCAUCCUCAUCAAAAGAGAGCCAGAGUUACCCAUGUAACCCCACAUUAGCUGCUCCGCAAAAUGAGAACCAGAGUGAAAACGCAGGCUGUGCAAACUUUUCAUGUCAAUAUCAACCAGAAUUGGUCAAUUACGGAAACCAAGAUCUAGAAGCUGUAGUGAGAGGAGCUGUACCAGAUACUUUAAUGGAGAAAAACCAGUAUGAUGACUUUGGAAAUGGAUUCACUGAAGAUGAUAGUGCCCAAAACUUUGAGACACAAACGAAUCCUAUCUUUGGAGACAGUUCUAGUUCACAGAAGUCUGAUGGCAGCAAACCAUGCUGCGCCGAGCCAUCUGCUGUAUUGGGAGAACUUGAGCCAUGUGCUUCAAUGAAUCAAAGCCAAACCCUUACGGAAGAUAAAAAUAUAUUCAGAAUUCUUGGUGGAGACAGUGAAGGAUAUGACUGUUUUAGAAGGGAUCCAGAUCAUAUUAGCCAAAACUCUGACAUACUUAGUAGUUAUAUCCAUGGACACGGAAACUCAGAUAGCUGCAAUCCUUGCUUUGCGAGUCUUUUGAAGGCUAAUCCGUCUGCAAAGUCUGGAAAUUACAACCCUAGUUGUGUUAGACCUUUGAAGUCCAAGACUGAAGCUUUGAACAAUCAAAAUCAAGCUUCAACAGAAUAUAAUAAUAUCUCUGGAAAGAGCUCUAGUUCUCCGCAGUCUGAUUAUUACGAUACUGAAAAUGUACGAUCAUUGAAAGCCAAACCAUGUUCUGUAGUGGGAGGAACUAUUUCAAAUGCUUUGAUGGAUCAUGACAAAACCCUGACUCAACAUAAUAAUAUCUUAAGAUUUCUUGGGGAUGAUUCUGAUGCAUAUGGCUGUUUUGGAAAUGCACCCAGUUCAGAUGAUACUGCAAUGCUGAAGUAUGCUGUGUUCAGAUGA
Messenger RNA from Neltuma alba, 1713 nucleotides. Its product is annotated as two-component response regulator ORR26-like. Gene Ontology annotation, biological process: regulation of DNA-templated transcription; phosphorelay signal transduction system. The coding region runs from base 1 to 1713 and encodes 570 amino acids. Gene Ontology annotation, molecular function: DNA-binding transcription factor activity; DNA binding. The transcript has 8 exons. Gene Ontology annotation, cellular component: nucleus. The record is from RefSeq and is a predicted model, not a curated record. NCBI's taxonomy places the organism in Eukaryota, Viridiplantae, Streptophyta, Magnoliopsida, Fabales, Fabaceae.